CUCUCUAGUGGUUAUUAUAUAAUUAUUCAACGGUUGCCUCCGCUGGUGACAUUUUGAGCUGGAGCCGCAGCUUGUGUUAUGCUGGUAGCACACUUGUGCAUUUGUGUGUGUCUGUGGUGAGCGCGUGUGUGUUAGUGUGUGUGUGUGUGAUUUUAUGUCCUUUCGCGCUUCAGCUGCGAACACAGAGCACAGUUAUCGGUGUGGACUCGGCCCAUACAGUCAUUGGUCUCCGAAGAGGAUCACAGUUGCGCUUUUCUUGAAAAGCUCGAGCUCUAGGAGUGAUAAAGAAGCGGGAGGCGCGAGCUGAGCUUCCGGGUGUUGUUUGGCUAGAGAAAGCGCUCGAUAAUGUCCUUGUAUGACUGGAGCCAAGUCUUUUCCCGUGUUUGGAGCACGGAAUUACUCCCGUUUUGAACUUGUUGCUGGAUCGUUUCCACCCUUUUGCCAAGGGGAGAAUUUUCUGGAUACUUUUGUGUGCAGAGAGGAUUGUUUUAUAUUAGAAAGAGAACGGAAAGCAUUAUUUUUCAAACCAGUCACUUUUACGCAGAGAUGUCUUCUCGCCGCGCUGUGGUUUUGUGAUCACCCACCAGAGCGUCGAGAGCUCUUCACCGGGACCGGGUCUCACACAGUGGGUCACCAUGGCAGCGGGAGUGGCGGCGUGGUUACCCUUCGCCCGGGCGGCUGCUAUAGGAUGGAUGCCGGUAGCCAGUGCGCCCAUGCCGACGCCCCCACCGGACAACCGGCGAAAGCAGGACGGGCUCAUCUUGCUCAAUGUCAGCGGACAGAAGUUCCAGACGUGGCGGAAUACAUUGGAGCGGUACCCGGACACUUUACUGGGCAGCACAGAGCGGGAAUUUUUCUUCCACGAGGAGACAAACGAAUACUUUUUCGACCGUGACCCGGAUAUUUUCAGACACAUUCUGAACUUCUACCGUACCGGGAAGCUGCACUACCCGCGCCAGGAGUGCAUCUCGGCCUACGACGAGGAGCUGGCCUUCUUUGGGAUCAUACCGGAGAUCAUAGGGGACUGUUGCUAUGAAGAGUACAAGGACCGGCGACGGGAGAACCAGGAAAGGAUCCAGGAUGACGAGGACAGCGAGAACCAGAACGAUAUGGUCCCGCCCGAUAUGACAUUCCGAGAAACCAUGUGGCGGGCCUUCGAGAACCCCCACACGAGCACCAUGGCCCUGGUGUUUUAUUAUGUCACCGGCUUCUUCAUUGCCGUUUCCGUGAUGGCCAACGUGGUAGAGACGGUCCCGUGCGGGACUUUGCCAAAUCGGGUCAAACAGGUGUCCUGCGGGGAGCGGUACGCCUUGGCAUUUUUCUGUCUGGAUACGGCCUGUGUCAUGAUCUUCACCGUGGAGUACCUGCUGCGUCUAAUGGCGGCGCCCAGCCGCUGGAACUUCAUCAAGAGCGUGAUGAGCGUCAUCGAUGUGGUGGCCAUAAUGCCCUACUACAUCGGCCUGGUCAUGACGGACAACGAGGACGUCAGCGGGGCCUUCGUCACCCUGAGGGUCUUCCGCGUUUUCAGGAUUUUCAAAUUCUCCCGCCACUCUGCGGGGCUGCGCAUCCUGGGCUACACGCUGAAGAGCUGCGCCUCGGAGCUGGGCUUCCUGCUCUUCUCCCUCACCAUGGCAAUCAUCAUCUUCGCCACUGUCAUGUUCUACGCCGAGAAGGGCUCCUCAGCCAGCAAGUUCACCAGUAUCCCAGCAGCCUUCUGGUACACCAUCGUCACCAUGACAACUCUGGGAUAUGGAGACAUGGUUCCUAAAACCAUUGUAGGGAAGAUCGUUGGUUCUGUCUGUUCCCUGAGCGGUGUGUUGGUCAUCGCUCUGCCCGUGCCCGUCAUCGUGUCCAACUUCAGCCGCAUUUACCACCAGAGCCAGCGGGCAGACAAGAGACGCGCCCAAAAGGCAUCAAAGGCAGCAGGCCAGGCGCUGGUGUGCAAGGCCAAUCCCAUGUUCGAUACGCACCACAAUCACCUAUUGCACUGCCUGGAGAAGACCACGAAUCAUGAGUUUGUGGAUGAGCAAACGUUUGAGACCAGCCUACUGGAGGUUUCCAUGGCGAAGCACCCGCCUCACUCCCCCUCCCUCUCCUCUGGCUCCUCCUCCCAAGGCCUGUCGUGCUGCUCGCGACGCAACAAGAGGAAGAGCUUCAACGUGCCCAACUCCAACAUGACUGGAGGGCAUAGGAACAGCAUCCAGGAGCUUAGCACCAUCCACAUCAGAGAGAGGCCCAUCACUAACAGUCGCUCCAGUCUAAACGCUAAGUUUGAGGAGACAGUGCCACUGAACUGCAAGCAACCCUACAUCACGGCGGCCAUCAUCACGCUGCCCAUGCCGCCAGUCACUAGGCCCGAGGACGACGGCUCCGCCUCCUCCCCAGACUACUCCCAGGCCAACAUCGUCAGGGUGUCCGCCCUCUAGUCCCCUCGCCCCACCCCCCACCAUCAUCAUCAUGGCAAUCCUAAGAUGAAGAGAGAGAGAGAGAGAGAAAGAGAUAGAGAGAGAUAGAGAAGCGAGGCCCUUCCCUGCUCCAAUCAGAGAAUGGCGUUUGCAGGAGGGGGUAAAGGGAGGUGUGCUGGUUAGGGGGAACAGUUUAGAGGGGGCAAACUAAGGCUGCAGGACCCUUUUUGUUUUCCUACACGGAGCUACUACACGUCUGCUCUUGUGGUGAAAUAACAUUGCAGUGUAAAGCUGCAGCACAAAGCCCUGCCUUGGAUUUGUUGGUGGGGGAGAGACUGUGUUGCCGUGGCGACUGAGAUGAGCGCCUAGCAACGAACACACAAAUGGAGAGCAUUUAGCCACCUGGCUAACUAACUAACUGCAGCUACUCCUUCCAAACACUCUUCAAGGGAAAACUUACCAUAACUAUUUUUUCUAUAUUGUGUGUCUUUAAAUGUGAUGUCUUAAAACUGAAAUGGGGGAGGUGGAAUUUGUUUUGGUUUUUAUUGUUUGUUAAGGCAGUGAUUUUGACUAGGAGAUGUAUAUUUGUAUGUUCUGAAAUGUGUGGAGUAGGAGAGAAAAGAAAAAGACAUUUAAAAUAUUUUGACAAAAAGGAGAGCACGGGGUGUAUGCACUGUGUGUGCAUAUGUGUGUGUACAUAUGUUCCUACCUUAUCAGAACCAGAAUGUCCGGACAAGUCACCAAAAUGUCCUGACAAGGUAGGAAAACAAGAACAUUUUUGAAAAGUCGGGACGGAAUUUGUUCAAAUCCAAUUUCAAGCUUAAGGGUUAGGUUUAUGGUUUGGGUUAGGUAAGUUUAAGGUUAGGAGUUAAGGUUUAAGGUUAGAGGUUUGAGGUUAAGGUUAGGGUUAAGGUUAGGUUAAGGGCAGAGUAUGUGAGUGGAGUGGAGGAGUGCCCAAUUUGACUGAAGCUCAGAGCGAGAUUCCCAAAGGCUGGAGCAUCAUCCUUCUCGCCUGCUUCAAUUUCGCUGCAGUAGCGCUCACUUCACGAGCUCAGGGCGUGCCCGGGCAAUCAUGCGUUUUUAGUCAAGCCCCUUGCUUCAACUACUGUCAUGGAGUUCACUAAAUAUUUUCAUAAAGAAACUGAUAAAACACACAGGUGCAAAAUCAAGGUGACUUACAAAGAUGAGGACCAAGAGCAAGAGAGGGAGUGUGGUGAUGUAACUAAAUAAUCAUUGUGGAAUCUGAAAGGAGACAUAUCUCGAAAGUAUGAUGGUGUGCUUACUACAUGCACAUGCUAACAGAAAGGAACGAGGUGGGUAGCUAAUUAAAGUGUGUCAUUGUAGCAAAGUAUUUAUCAACUAAAAAUCAGAUCGCUUAAAAGUUUCCUUCAUUUUUGCUCUAUUAUCUAUACAAUCCAACACAAUUGAUUUGUCCCAAUAGGCCUGGCAUAUUCCAACUUUCAAGGAGCUUUCUGUUUUGAUUGGCAUUUUUCAUUGAAUUUGUAUUUAAUUCCAAGUAAGUCAUAGCUGAUAUGCGCAAUUUAUAGACUAUAAAGAUUCAAUACAACAAAAUAUUGUUUAAAUGCUGAGCGCUUAAUGUCCCUGACUCCCUACCAGCCUAGUGUGUAGCACUCGCAGAUGCUUCACAAAGUAUUUCUUUGUAGGCUAUAGCCUCGAAAUAAUUGAAAUAAUGUAGCCUAAGUAAUUCAUUUCCAUUCCUUCUUAGGCUCCAUGUCUGGCUCCUGACCUAUUUAGAAUAUGUAUCAGUGUUGUAGAACUCGAGUCUCGAGUUCAUCAGUCUUGGAUACAUUUGUACUCGGUCUUGACUUAUUCUAGGACAGUGAGGACUCAUUUCAUUUCUUCCUGAGACCAGCGGAGUAAAUAAACUCAUAAUUAUCAGCUUCUAUUCAGUCAGCACAUAAAACCACUUCACCAGGCCAAACAUAUACACUUCUUUCUGGAAACAUUAAGACAGUAUGUUAACAGCCUUUAUAUCUAUUAUAGACAUGUUUCUGCAAUGGUGAACCUAUAGGCCUUCAGUGUGUGACAGGUUAGUACGGUGGUGAACCUGUAGGCCUUCAGUGUGUGUGUGACAGGUUAGUACAGUGGUGAACCUGUAGGUCUUCAGUAUGUGACAGGUCAGUACAGUGGUGAACCUAUAGACCUUCAGUAUGUGACAGGUUAGUACAGUGAUGAACCUAUAGACCUUCAGUGUGUGACAGGUCAGUACAGUGGUGAACCUAUAGGCCUUCAGUGUGUGACAGGUCAGUACAGUGGUGAACCUAUAGGUCUUCAGUGUGUGACAGGUUAGUACAGUGGUGAACCUAUAGACCUUCAGUGUGUGACAGGUUAGUACAGUGGUGAACCUAUAGGCCUUCAGUGUGUGACAGGUCAGUACAGUGGUGAACCUAUAGGUCUUCAGUGUGUGACAGGUUAGUACAGUGGUGAACCUAUAGGUCUUCAGUGUGUGACAGGUUAGUACAGUGGUGAACCUAUAGGUCUUCAGUGUGUGACAGGUUAGUACAGUGGUGAACCUAUAGGUCUUCAGUGUGACAGGUUAGUACAGUGGUGAACCUAUAGGCCUUCAGUGUGUGACAGGUCAGUACAGUGGUGAACCUAUAGGUCUUCAGUGUGUGACAGGUUAGUACAGUGGUGAACCUAUAGGCCAUCAGUGUGUGACAGGUUAGUACAGUGGUGAACCUAUGGGUCUUCAGUGUGUGACAGGUUAGUACAGUGGUGAACCUAUAGGUCUUCAGUGUGUGACAGGUCAGUACAGUGGUGAACCUAUAGGCCUUCAGUGUGACAGGUUAGUACAGUGGUGAACCUAUAGGUCUUCAGUGUGUGACAGGUUAGUACAGUGGUGAACCUAUAGGUCUUCAGUGUGUGACAGGUUAGUACAGUGGUGAACCUUGUGUGACAGGUCAGUACAGUGGUGAACCUAUAGGCCUUCAGUGUGUGACAGGUUAGUACAGUGGUGAACCUAUAGGCCUUCAGUGUGUGACAGGUUAGUACAGUGGUGAACCUAUAGGUCUUCAGUGUGUGACAGGUUAGUACAGUGGUGAACCUAUAGGCCAUCAGUGUGUGACAGGUUAGUACAGUGGUGAACCUAUAGGUCUUCAGUGUGUGACAGGUUAGUACAGUGGUGAACCUAUAGGCCUUCAGUGUGUGACAGGUUAGUACAGUGGUGAACCUAUAGGUCUUCAGUGUGUGACAGGUUAGUACAGUGGUGAACCUGUAGGUCUUCAGUAUGUGACAGGUCAGUACAGUGGUGAACCUAUAGACCUUCAGUGUGUGACAGGUUAGUACAGUGGUGAACCUAUAGGUCUUCAGUGUGUGACAGGUUAGUACAGUGGUGAACCUAUAGGUCUUCAGUGUGUGACAGGUUAGUACAGUGGUGAACCUUGUGUGACAGGUCAGUACAGUGGUGAACCUAUAGGCCUUCAGUGUGUGACAGGUUAGUACAGUGGUGAACCUUGUGUGACAGGUCAGUACAGUGGUGAACCUAUAGGUCUUCAGUGUGUGACAGGUUAGUACAGUGGUGAACCUAUAGGUCUUCAGUGUGUGUGUGACAGGUUAGUACAGUGGUGAACCUAUAGGCCAUCAGUGUGUGACAGGUUAGUACAGUGGUGAACCUAUAGGUCUUCAGUGUGUGACAGGUUAGUACAGUGGUGAACCUAUAGUUCUUCAGUAUGUGACAGGUUAGUACGGUGGUGAACCUAUAGGUCUUCAGUGUGUGACAGGUUAGUACAGUGGUGAACCUAUAGGUCUUCAGUGUGUGACAGGUUAGUACAGUGGUGAACCUAUAGGUCUUCAGUGUGUGACAGGUUAGUACAGUGGUGAACCUAUAGGCCUUCAGUGUGUGACAGGUUAGUACAGUGGUGAACCUAUAGGUCUUCAGUGUGUGACAGGUUAGUACAGUGGUGAACCUAUAGACCUUCAGUGUGUGACAGGUUAGUACAGUGGUGAACCUAUAGGCCAUCAGUGUGUGACAGGUCAGUACAGUGGUGAACCUAUAGUUCUUCAGUAUGUGACAGGUUAGUACGGUGGUGAACCUAUAGGUCUUCAGUGUGUGACAGGUUAGUACAGUGGUGAACCUAUAGGUCUUCAGUGUGUGACAGGUUAGUACAGUGGUGAACCUAUAGACCUUCAGUGUGUGACAGGUUAGUACAGUGGUGAACCUAUAGGUCUUCAGUGUGUGACAGGUUAGUACAGUGGUGAACCUAUAGGUCUUCAGUGUGUGUGUGACAGGUUAGUACAGUGGUGAACCUAUAGGCCAUCAGUGUGUGACAGGUUAGUACAGUGGUGAACCUAUAGGUCUUUAGUGUGUGACAGGUUAGUACAGUGGUGAACCUAUAGUUCUUCAGUAUGUGACAGGUUAGUACGGUGGUGAACCUAUAGGUCUUCAGUGUGUGACAGGUUAGUACAGUGGUGAUCCUAUAGGCCUUCAGUGUGUGACAGGUAAGUACAGUGGUGAACCUAUAGGUCUUCAGUGUGUGACAGGUUAGUACAGUGGUGAACCUAUAGGUCUUCAGUGUGUGACAGGUUAGUACAGUGGUGAACCUAUAGACCUUCAGUGUGACAGGUUAGUACAGUGGUGAACCUAUAGGUCUUCAGUGUGUGACAGGUUAGUACAGUGGUGAACCUAUAGUUCUUCAGUAUGUGACAGGUUAGUACGGUGGUGAACCUAUAGGUCUUCAGUGUGUGACAGGUUAGUACAGUGGUGAACCUAUAGGUCUUCAGUGUGUGACAGGUUAGUACAGUGGUGAACCUAUAGGCCUUCAGUGUGUGACAGGCUAGUACAGUGGUGAACCUAUAGGCCUUCAGUGUGUGACAGGUUAAUACAGUGGUGAACCUAUAGGCCUUCAGUGUGUGACAGGCUAGUACAGUGGUGAACCUAUAGGCCUUCAGUGUGUGACAGGUUAGUACAGUGGUGAACCUAUAGGUCUUCAGUGUGUGACAGGUUAGUACAGUGGUGAACCUAUAGGACUUCAGUGUGUGACAGGUUAGUACAGUGGUGAACCUAUAGACCUUCAGUGUGUGACAGGUUACAGUGGUGAACCUAUACGUCUUCAGUGUGUGUGUGACAGGUUAGUACAGUGGUGAACCUAUAGACCUUCAGUGUGUGACAGGUUACAGUGGUGAACCUAUACGUCUUCAGUGUGUGUGUGACAGGUUAGUACAGUGCUGAACCUAUAGGCCUUCAGUGUGUGACAGGUUAGUACAGUGGUGAACCUAUAGGCCUUCAGUGUGUGACAGGUUAGUACAGUGGUGAACCUAUAGGCCUUCAGUGUGACAGGUUAGUACAGUGGUGAACCUAUAGGUCUUCAGUGUGUGACAGGUUAGUACAGUGGUGAACCUAUAGGUCUUCAGUGUGUGACAGGUUAGUACAGUGGUGAACCUAUAGGUCUUCAGUGUGUGACAGUGGUGAACCUAUAGGUCUUCAGUGUGUGACAGGUUAGUACAGUGGUGAACCUAUAGGUCUUCAGUGUGUGACAGGUUAGUACAGUGGUGAACCUAUAGGUCUUCAGUGUGUGACAGGUUAGUACAGUGGUGAACCUGUAGGCCUUCAGUGUGUGACAGGUUAGUACAGUGGUGAACCUAUAGGCCUUCAGUGUGACAGGUUAGUACAGUGGUGAACCUAUAGGUCUUCAGUGUGUGACAGGUUAGUACAGUGGUGAACCUAUAGGUCUUCAGUGUGUGACAGGUUAGUACAGUGGUGAACCUAUAGGUCUUCAGUGUGUGACAGGUUAGUACAGUGGUGAACCUAUAGGUCUUCAGUGUGUGACAGGUUAGUACAGUGGUGAACCUAUAGGCCUUCAGUGUGUGACAGGUUAGUACAGUGGUGAACCUAUAGACCUUCAGUGUGUGACAGGUUACAGUGGUGAACCUAUAGGCCUUCAGUGUGUGACAGGUUAGUACAGUGGUGAACCUAUAGACCUUCAGUGUGUGACAGGUUACAGUGGUGAACCUAUAGGCCUUCAGUGUGUGACAGGUUAGUACAGUGGUGAACCUAUAGGCCUUCAGUGUGUGACAGGUUAGUACAGUGGUGAACCUAUAGGCCUUCAGUGUGUGACAGGUUACAGUGGUGAACCUAUAGGCCUUCAGUGUGUGACAGGUUAGUACAGUGGUGAACCUAUAGGUCUUCAGUGUGUGACAGGUUAGUACAGUGGUGAACCUAUAGACCUUCAGUGUGUGACAGGUUAGUACAGUGGUGAACCUAUAGGUCUUCAGUGUGUGACAGGUUAGUACAGUGGUGAACCUAUAGGUCUUCAGUGUGUGACAGGUCAGUACAGUGGUGAACCUAUAGGUCUUCAGUGUGUGACAGGUUAGUACAGUGGUGAACCUAUAGGUCUUCAGUGUGUGACAGGUUAGUACAGUGGUGAACCUCUGUGUAGACUCAGGUCCUAGACAAGACAGAUGUUUUUAUUCAAUUUGAUUUACUGUUUUAUUUACUGCAUUGUCCAAAUGCACGGCCGCAUCCCUACUCUAUAUUGCUAUAUAGAAAUGUCAAAAAUAUCUUAGUAUACAUAACUCCCAAACAUUCUAAGAAUUUAUGAAAAUGUGAUCGCUUGUCAGAAAAUGUUUUUUAAAAAGUGUCAUUCUUCCUGUGGGUUCAUAUGAACAGAUUUGAAUAAGAUUUCAUGUUGCUAAAAUGCUGUCAGUUCCACUUUAAAUGCAACAAUGUUUCACACACAAGUUAUUUUCUAAGGGAUGACUUAACAACAGCAAACGCGCUGCAAUUAAAAACAGUUUCACUCACCAGAUGAUCAUUUGAAACGUAACUUGUUGAACGUUUUCUUGAAAAGGGAGAAGCUAACAAAUUAGCAACAACCUCCUCUUUGAUAACACCUGCUGCAGCUGCUGCAAACUAGCUGACAACAAAAGGUAGCUAGCUAGACCGUGGGAAAACUACCGCUUGCUAAUGCGCUGUUGGGCCUUCAAGAAGGCAGAAAUUUCCAUACAUUUUGGAAAAACGGUCCCACCCAUUAAGUCAAAAUGUGAUUGGUUGAUUCCACUGUCACUCCAAUAUUUUGACCUAAUACAGUUGAAUGGCCAAUGCCUUUAUCUAGCUUCUGAUGGCCUAGCCAAUGGCUGAUGUGGAGCUCAAUGAGCGAUGAGCGGGAUUUCCUACAGCUCAACUCCGCUCACAUACUCUGAAUGAGGGUUAGGGAAAAUAGGAUUUUGAAUUGGAAUACAUUUUUACUCCCAAAAAAGUCCUGAAAAGUGUGUGCGUGUGGGUGUGCAUGGUUUCCAACCUUAUCAGGAUCACAAUGUCCUAACAAUUCACCAGAAUGGCCUGAUAAGGAAAACAAAAACAUUUCUGAAAAUCUGGACUUUUUUCAUGUCCUGAAUUUGUUAAAAUGCUAUUUUAUGGGUUAGGUUUAGGGUUACAUUUAGGGUUAGGGUUCAGGUUAAGGUUAGGUUUAAGAGGGUUUCUGUUUGUGCUGGUAUCAAACCUUGGGUUGCACAGACCUAUUGCAACUUCUGCUCUGUCUGUAUAUUGCAAAUCAGUGUUAAGGUUAGGGUUAAGGGUAAUAUGAUUUUGAGUGGGAAUCAAUGGUUUGGUCCCCACAAGCAUAGUAAAAUAAAUAGGGAGGGCUACUGUGUGUAUGGGCAGGGCUUUUUGUGUGUGUGUGUGUGUGUGUGUGUGCGUGCGUGCGUGCAUGUGCGUGUGUGUGCAUGACCCCAUUGCUCUCACCAGUAUGUGUAUGUGUGACAUUAGCAUGAGCAUUAAGGGUUGAGUCCUCAGUGUGUGUGCUGUAUAUAUUGGUGAUCUAGCAUAUCACACUCUCCCUUUCUCUCAGAGCUGACUUACUUGUGUACCUACUUGUGUGAAAGAGAUGAUUGUUCCUCUCCUGUCCGUCCUGUCCUCUCUAACCGAACGGCCAUUGUGAAUACUGAAUACCUUUGCUGCCAUUUUGAAACUAUCCUCCUCUCUCCACCAGAGUUGACUUCUUCAUUUGUCGUGGUUUGUCGUUCAAAGCAGCACCCACAUGAUGCCUGACCUUGAAAUGGGUUUAUUGUUUCUUUAUUGAGGAUUUAUUGAGGUUUUUAUAGAUACAUUGAGGAAUUUAUCCAAACUCCAGUGUUGUGUUUUGUCUUGUUUUAUGCAUCGUGGACAUGCUAAAGCCGAUUGACUGAGGGGACUAGAAGAGGUCUUAUAUGAACACACAGAUAUUUGAGUCCAUUCCAUUUUGAUACAAAGAUGAUUUUCUUCUGAAUAUGAGGAUAAAACUGUGAUUAGACUUUUAUUUUGGAGGUCUCUGUUCAUUUGAAGUGCAUGUUGGUUUGCUACAGACAGUAUGAAGUUUGUUUUGUUCCUGAUUUGUACCACACAAGCCUCCAUACUUUACCACCAAAUGGAGGUUUGUUAUGGGAAAUGAAAUUCAUAGUGUAAAGAAAGCUCCUGUACCAGUCUACCAAACAUGAUUGACUGAUAUGUUUAUUGAGCUGUUGGGGUUUGACUCUAUGAUAAUUCUAUCUUGUCGUGACUGAUAGGGCUCAGCUAUCAUCGUAGCUAGAACACUCUCAGCACUUGGCGGGGAUGGAAUCCUGUAACCAUUCCAAAUCAGUGCAACGAAAUCAGUGCAAAUGCAUUGAAUGACACUUUAAUAUCCAGCGAGCUGAUUUAACAAUAUUAUAUUUCUCAGCUGUGAGAUCUCGGGAGGUUUAAUCGAGAACUUGUCGUUUUCCUAAUGACGAUGGAUAUUUUUCUUUACACUUUUAUGUUUUCCAAGAUGGCUGACGUCGUUGAACUGAACGUGGCUCUUGAGACUGCUGAAGCGAAUGCCACACCCCCUGCUCCAACCCCCGCCCCUUUCCCACCGCCCCGCCCCCAAACCUGUCCACCCCACCAUCACUGCUUGACUAUGAUGUGACAUAUGCAACAAUGUUUUUGUUUGUUGGUGAAGAUAUGCUUUGUAUCAGAGGGAGAGAGAGUGGGAGGGGGGCAAUAGAGAAACGCAAAUACAUAUUUUUUAAAAUAUCAAAUGAUGUUGAUAAAAUUAUAACUGUCUUUUUUUUCAUGUAAAAAGAAAAAAGAAUUACAACUGUUGCUAGUGCACAUGUGCUGUAAAUUGUUCUUUGGUGUAGUAAAAAUCAUCAUGGUUUAGUCGUUUUUAAAAAUCAUUUACACCGAAGGUUCUAGUGUCUUAUUUUAGUUAGCCUUCUGCUCCACCGCAUUUUAAGAACCGGCUUAAUAUUGUUCUAAAGGGAUUCUUUGAGAAAAUGCAUGCGUUUGCUGGAGAACUUUGAGUUUAGUGUUGCACAAGGGCAGGCGUUGUCUCUGUCUGCAUCCCAAAUGGCACCCUAUUCCCUAUAUAGUGCACUACUUUUGACCCGGGCACAGAAGGCCAUACGGCUCUGGUCAAAAGUAGUGCACUACAUAGGGAGCAGGGUACCAUUUGGGAUACAGCCUCUGUCUUUCAGUUUCCAUGGCUAAGUGAAAAACUUUUGGGGUAAAGGAGUGUACUUAGGUCUUGUACAUGAGAUUAUGUAAAUUGAGGAAAUUAAAAUGAUAAUUAUAUGACGAUUACUUUUGAUCUGUUACAGCUCGUGUAUAUGAAUUAUUGAAAAGAUAUUAAAAAAAUGAAAUUCAAUUGUUUAGUCCGGUGUAGUGUCUAUGAGUAAAUAGAAUAAAUCAUUGUCCUAUUAAAAUA
Salvelinus fontinalis (brook trout) is the source of this 12064-nucleotide messenger RNA. Its product is annotated as potassium voltage-gated channel subfamily D member 2-like. Lineage: Eukaryota; Metazoa; Chordata; Actinopteri; Salmoniformes; Salmonidae. The transcript is spliced from 6 exons. Gene Ontology annotation, cellular component: voltage-gated potassium channel complex; membrane. Bases 636 to 2426 code for a protein of 596 amino acids. The record is from RefSeq and is a predicted model, not a curated record. Gene Ontology annotation, biological process: potassium ion transmembrane transport; protein homooligomerization. Gene Ontology annotation, molecular function: protein binding; A-type (transient outward) potassium channel activity.